UGGAGCGUGCAGCUGGGUGUUUGCGGAGAAGAGGUGGCCCCUAUAAAACUGAACCAGCUACAGAUUUGACUAAAUGGAGGCUGUCUAAUGUUGAGGGUAGACAGACGUGGAAGUAUAUUGACUACAGAGAAACAGAAGACAGGCCACAGACAAUGCUGGAGCUACAUUCAUUGGGGCUUGACACUAGUAAAUUUACCGGGAAUUUACCAAGAGCUGCGACACCAAAAGAGGCAGUUCUGCAGGGAAUGACAUUUUAUGCAAAGCUACAAGCUGAGGAUGGACAUUGGGCUGGGGACUAUGGCGGACCCCUAUUUCUUCUACCAGGGCUCCUGAUUACCUGUCAUGUGGCCAAAAUAUCAUUGUCAGAGGCUCAGAGGAAGGAGAUGGUUCGAUACCUGCGCUCAGUACAACUUCCCGAUGGCGGAUGGGGGUUGCACGUGGAGGACAAGUCAACAGUGUUUGGAACAGCGUUGAAUUACACAGCCUUACGAAUACUAGGUGUCGGACCAGAUGACCCUGACCUGGUGCGGGCAAGAAAUAACCUUCAUGAUAAAGGUGGUGCUGUUGGAAUCCCAUCCUGGGGUAAAUUCUGGUUGGCAAUUCUUAAUGUCUACAGCUGGGAAGGAAUGAACACCUUGUUUCCGGAAAUGUGGCUCUUCCCUCGAUGGGUACCGGCUCACCCUUCCACCUUGUGGUGUCACUGUCGGCAGGUCUAUCUCCCGAUGAGUUACUGCUAUGCCGUGCGGCUCACUGCACAGGAAGAUGACCUCAUUCUCAGCCUGCGACAGGAGCUCUAUGUUCAGGACUACAGCUCCAUUGACUGGCCUGCCCAGAGAAACAAUGUGGCGGCAAGUGACCUGUACACCCCACACAGCCAGCUUCUCACCAUCGCAUACGCUUUUCUGAACAUGUAUGAGGAUCACCACAGCACCAGUCUGAGGAAGAAGGCAGUCACAGAACUCUAUGACCACAUCGUAGCUGACGACAAAUUCACAAAGUGCAUUAGCAUCGGACCAAUUUCCAAAACCAUCAACAUGUUAGUUCGCUGGUAUAUGGAGGGUCAUGAGGGCCCUGCUUUCCAGGAACAUGUUUCUCGUAUCCCAGACUAUCUCUGGCUUGGCCUUGAUGGACUCAAGAUGCAGGGCACCAACGGAUCACAGCUCUGGGAUACAGCUUUUGCUGUCCAGGCCUACCUUGAGGCAGGAGCUCAGGACAUUCCGGAAUUCACGGCCUGUCUCCAACACGCCCACGAGUAUUUCCGAAUCUCUCAGGUUCAAGACAAUCCUCCAGAUUAUGAUAAGUAUUACCGUCAAAUGAGUAAGGGUGGUUUCUCAUUCAGCACUCGGGACUGCGGCUGGAUUGUAGCAGAUUGCACAGCAGAAGGCUUGAAAUCCAUAAUGCUGCUGCAGGAGAAGUGUCCCUUCAUCAAGGAUCACAUUUCUGAGGAGCGACUGUUUGAUGCUGUCAAUGUGCUGCUGAGUAUGAGAAACCCUGACGGUGGGUUUGCCACAUACGAGACAAAGCGCGGGGGACGACUGCUCGAACUUCUGAAUCCCUCAGAGGUUUUUGGUGAUAUAAUGAUUGAUUAUACAUAUGUUGAGUGCACAUCUGCGGUCAUGCAAGCAUUAAAACACUUCCAUGAGAAAUAUCCAUACCACAGAGUGAGGGAGAUCCACGAUACUUUGGAAAAGGGCCUUGAGUACUGUCGGAGAAUGCAGAAUCCAGAUGGGUCAUGGGAAGGAAGCUGGGGUGUGUGCUUUACGUAUGGCACCUGGUUUGGUCUGGAAGCUUUUGCCUGCAUGGGACACACGUAUCAGAAAGGUGCUGCAUGCAAAGCAGUGACCCGUGCCUGCGAGUUCCUACUGUCCAAACAGAUGGAAGAUGGAGGGUGGGGUGAAGACUUUGAAUCGUGCGAGCAAAGAAAAUACAUGCAAAGCGCAAAGUCCCAAGUUCACAAUACAUGCUGGGCAGUAUUAGGAUUAAUGGCUGCCAGGUACCCUGGCACACGGGCAAUUGAGCGAGGGAUUGAACUCCUAGUGGCAAAGCAGCUACCAAAUGGGGAUUGGCCUCAGGAGAACAUUGCUGGUGUAUUCAAUAAAACCUGUGCAAUUAGUUAUACCUCCUACCGAACGAUCUUCCCGAUAUGGACACUGGGACGAUUCAUCAGGCAAUACCCGAGUAGUGCCCAAACUAUCAAGCUCAAACUCUGACAAUGAAAGCUGGUAAAUGUUCAUAAACUCCGAAUUGCCCACUUUGCUAGUAGAACACUAAACACAGUAAGGUAGCUGACAAUUUAUACCUUCUAACAAUGUGGGAAAUGGUCUGCUGUGUACAUAUUCCUUAGUUGGGUUCUGGAUCAUCGUGUGCCAAAUAACUGAGGGAAAACGGAAAGGACAGUGGAUGCUGUAAAUCAGAGACAAAAAUAGAAAUUGCUGGAAAAGCUCAGCAGAUGUGGCAGCAUCUGUGGCGGGAAAUCAGAGUUAAUGUUUUGGGUCGAGCGAUCUUUCCUCAGAUGUAAUGAUAGCUAGGAAAAAUGUCGGUUUAUAUGCAGAAGUAGGGUGGAGUGAGGGUGAAGGAGUAAACAAUAGGUGGGGAUAGAGCCCAAAGAGAGAGAGAAAAACAGUUGGAUAGACAGAGGAGUGAAUAAUGAUCUGGCUAGGAGGGUGGAUAGCUGUUAAUGGGGAUUGUUAAUGGCUAACAAUAUGUGGUGUGUAAGGUUUCCCAAGUGCCACUUCAUUCAUAAGUACAGGUCGGUGAGUCCUCUAGCAGUGCAUUGUUUCAACUGUGCUAUACCUCUGCACACACCCUGAGCUACUUCUUACAAUGUUGAACCACGGCAGUCACCUCUCCAUCCUGUCUGAGCUCCUUCUGCACUCUCUUUUGCGAAAACAUGCUUCCUAAUUCUGAAAUAAUUCAUGAAAUGCAAAGUGAUGCAUUUCAAAAGAUCUAAUGCAGGAGGUGAGCAUACAGUAGACACUGGACCCUGACUGGCAUCAAAGAGAUCUUGGUGUACAGGUCCAUAGUUCCCUGAAAGUGGCAACACAAGUGGAUAAGGCAGUCAAGAAGGCUCAUCACAUGUUUGCCAUCAUCAGUCUGGGUGUAGACUACAAAAAUUGGCAAGUCAUGUUGCAGCUGUAUAGAACUUGAGUUAGGCCACAUUUGGAAUAUUGUGUGCAGUUCUGGUUGCCACAUUAGCAGAAUGAAGUGGAGGAAUUGGAGAGGGUACAGAAACCGCUUACUCGGACAUUGCCUGGUUUGGAGGGUAGUGCCUAUGUUGAUAUUAGACAAGCUUGAUUCAUUUUCAUUUGAACUUCAAAGGGUGAGGGGCAAUCCAAUAGAAGUUUACAAAAUUAUGGAUAGAAUGGAUAGUUGGAGUCUGUAUCCCAGGAUAGAAAAACCAAUUACUAGAGGACAUAGGUUUAAGGUAAAAGGGGUAAGAAUCUUAGAAUCCCUACAGUGUAGAAGCAGGCCAUUCAACCCUCCGAGGCUACAGCAACUCUCCAAGAGCAUCCCAUCUUGACCCCUGACCACCUCCCCUCUCCGACCUUGAAAUCUGCCAUCCUUACUUAAUCUGGCAUACUUGUGACUGCAGUCUCACAGGAACAUGAUUGGUUCUCAGCCAAUUCAAACUAGUCAGUUCAAGGGCAGUCAGGGAUAGGCAACAAAUGCCAGCCUUGACAGCAACACCCAAGUCCCAUCCAAGAAUGCAUAUCAAAACCUAGCCAGUACAUCUCAAGCAUGAUGGAGUCAGCAGCACAGUGGCACGGUUGUGAGCACUGGUGCCUCACAGUGCCAGGGACACAGGUUCAAUUCCAGCUUUGGGUGACUGUGUGAAGUGUGCACAUGUCGAUGUGGGUUUCUGCUGGGUGCACUGGUUUCCUCCCAUGAUGCAAAGCUGUGCAGGUUAGGUGGAGGCCCCACAGAGUGUAGAGUUGUGCAGGCUGGGUGGAUUAGCUAUGGGAAAUGCAGAGAUAUGUCGAUUAAGGUGGGCUUUGAACAAUUUGUUUCAUUCGCCUAGUGACACGAUUGUAAGAAUCUUCGUCAUCAUCAGCAAUAACUUCAGUAUUGUUAGUCCAGAAGUAAAUGUCAAAAAUAUUUACUUUUCAACGUUUUCCAAAUGGCUUUUAGACAAUGUUCCAAUCAAGAUCCUUGCACAAUCUGCAGCCCAUGAGCAUAAUGUCUUUAUGGAAUCCUUAGUGUGAAACAGGCCCUUCAGCCCAACAAGUCCGCACCGACCCUCCGAAGAGUAUCCCACCCAGACCUAUUAUCCUACCCUAUUACUCUACACUUCUCCUGACUAAUGCACCGGUCUGAACACCAAGGGUAAUUUAACAUCUAACCUGCACAUUUUUGGACUGUGGAAGGAAACCGCAGCACCUGAGGAAACCCACGCAGACACAGGGAGAAUGUGCAAACUCCACACAGACAGGUUGGAAUCGAACCCGGGUCCCUGGCACUGUGAGGCAGCAGUGCUAACCACUAAGCCACCCUUGCGAGUGAAGAUGCUCACAUAUUUCCAUCAAUCAUUUCAAAUUUUUCAGAGAUUUAUUUGUACACACCUCCAAGGGAUGAACAGCCCUUCAGAAUGACCAGGAGUAAUGACCACAUCAGUUGCUGCCACAUCAUGACAAGUUAGCAUUUGAACAUGUCCCAGUCAAGCAAGCCUUUCUCUUUGGAUUGACCUUCUCAUCUCAAAUUCCACACUCUGAUCCUCUCCUUGCAAUUGCCUUCAUUCAGACAUUGUCAUGGAAUGUGCAAUGACAUCUUUCCAAAACUCCCCUUAGAAAUAUUCAAAGUGAAUUGACUUUAAAUUUUGUGCCAUCGUCAAACAAGUUGGAAGUCGUUUGCACCAAGCCUCUUGUGGCCACUUUUCAGAGGGACAGUUUAUUUCACCAGUGUUGGCCAUGCUCCUGUUUACUGGCAUUUUGAAGUUCAUUGCUAACCACUGUGCCACCCCUAUAAAUUUUUUUUAUUUUGUUUUAGAUUACUCAGUGUGGAAACAGGCCCUUCAACCCAACAAGUCCACCCCAACCCACCGAAGCGCAACCCACCCAGACCCAUUUCGCUCUGUCUAAUGCACCUAACACUAUGGGCAAUUUAGCAUGGUGAAUUCACCUAACCUGCACAUUUUUUUGGACUGUGGGAGGAAACCCACGCAGACACGGGGAGAAUGUGCAAACUCCACACAGACAGUUGCCUGAGGUGGGAAUUGAACCUGGGUCUCUGGUGCUGUGAGGCAGCAGUGCUAACCACUGUGCCAGCAUACAGCAAAUUUAGCAACUCCAUCUCUCUUUGAUUCUCCCAGGGCAUGACAAUUCUGCUCAUUAACACAUUCUUCAACUUAUAUUUCCACUGAAACCUCUUGUUCAGUUUUUCUGUUCGCCUCUUCAGCAUUUUCUAGUAUGUUUGCCACCAGUUUCCAAAUGUUUUCUUGCAAACACGGUGACUGCCAGCAUUAGGCAGCACGAGGCUGAAAUCAAGAAUUUUGCACUGGCCAUUUUAUGCGCACUUUACGUUCCAAAAUGUUGUACCAUGAAAGGACUUGACUUGUGAUGUACCUGUAACAGUUACAUCCUGGGUAAUAGAGAGAAUGGGAAAAUCACUUCCAAAUGCAAUCCUGCAUCACUCAUGUUACAUUUGUGCAGCUGGGAACACCUGAACAUCAAUAUUGUUUUGUGACUGACAUAAUAGCCUCAAAAAUCAAGGCUGAGAGAAGCCAAUUAGGCCCUCUCUAAACUGAGCAGUUUUGGAGAGGAGUGACAAUAGUACUUGAUGGUUUUGCACACUGUCAUAUUGUGGAAUAUUUCCCAACAAUGUAUAACAGACUUUCUGCCAGCUGUGAUUGUCACUUUGACAUCAGAUUAAUGAGCACAUUGAGAGCAUCAAAAGGUAUGAUGUUAAUCAAAUACUCUCUAGGUAACAGCAUUAAAAAGGCCACCAAUGAUAGAUAUGUCUCUACAUUGAAUUACCUUGGAUUUAUGACACAGGAUCAGGCCAUUCGGCCCAUCCAGCCUAUUUUGGUGUCUGUACUUCAUUCCAGCCUGCUGCCAUAUUUCUCAUCUAAAUUUGCUGGUGCUUUGUUUCCUCUUCUGUCUUUUGUUUGUUUAGCUUCUCUGUUUGUGUGGCAGCGAUUUCCAGUUUUCUCCCCUCACUGAAUUAAGGAAUUGUUGCUGAACUCCUGAUUGCAUUUUCUGGUAACUGUCUUGUAUUGACAGCCUCUAAUUGUGCUCUUCCAUGUGAGAGGAAAUGCUCACUCUGUGUCCCCUCAAUCAAAAUCCCCCAUCAUUUAAAAGACCUCAGUGAGGUCACUCCUCAGCUUUCUCUACCUGUCAUUCCUUUUCUGAUGGGAACACCCACACAUUACUGGGAUCAUCUGUAUAGGUCCUCUCUGCACUCUACGUAACCCUUGAAAGGUGAUGAAUGUGUUGACUGGAAGUGAAAUCUAGCUUCCAGAAAAUUCAGUGUUACAGAAAUAUUUUGAGGCAAAUAUUGCUCUCAAUUAACUUCUUGAUGAUAAAUUUCCUGUGCAUAUCACUUUGGUUUAUCCCUCAAUCGCUCGAGGAAGGAGUUGUUAGUUAUUUGCAACUGAGGAAGUCAUGGUUCUGUAAAUGUUAGAUUCUCAGGAGCCACCACUUAUAGUUAUCCUGUACAGAAAAGACUGCCACUUGAAUAUAUGACCACAGUUGUGGUCAGGGUUUGGAUUUCCUGACCAUUGCUUUUUGUAAGGGUGGUGUUUAAGAGUGUAUAAGGAUGGUUAAAAUAGUGGCGUGUACGUGUUUGUGAUUGUACGAAUGGCUUUCAGAAAAAAAAUCUGAUUAGCACCUUAGCAAAUACAUUCUGUAUUUGGACAUCUGCAUGACAGACAAAACUCAAAGUUCGUUUUCUGUUCGUUUUCCAUUUCAGAUGGGUUUCGCUGAGAGUAGGGAGAUAAAUAUUCAGCACAUGACAGAUUCAUUGAAUGAGAUAAGGCUGUUCCCACAGUGUCUCCAUUUGAGGCUUGAGUCUGGUUAUUAAAAAGUUCAUACCUGCCUUCAAUAGUUUCUUGGGUCCUGAAUUUUCUAGCUGCUAACUAGGAAGGCAUUGCUGCACUUUUGAUAGCAAAUUUUCAAGCCUCCAUAAAUUACCCGAUCAACGUUUGCAUAGGCCUGACGUUUCUCAUUAUAGCUGAUUUUCUGAGAUUUGCAAUUUCCGUAAGGAUAGCAAACCAGGCUUCACACAAUGUUACAGCGCAAGGGGCCUUUUGUGUCUUUGAGUCCUGUCAAAGAUUCACCUGUGGCUGUGUUAAAUGCCAGCAAGGUUUUAGACGAGGCACAUUACAACCUUCUGGACUUAAUAUUGAGUUCAGCACCUUCAGAUAGUGAACCCACUCCCACUUCUUCCCUUUUAGCUUUACUUAGAGUCACAGAGAUGUACUAGGAGAAAGUGAGGACUGCAGAUGCUGGAGAUCAGAGUCGAAGAGUGUGGCGCUGGAAAAGAACAGCCAGCAUCUGAGAAGCCGGAGAAUCAACAGUUUGAGUAGAUUAGAUUAGACUUACAGUGUGGAAACAGGCCCUUUGGCCCAACAAGUCCACACCGACCCGCCGAAGCGCAACCCACCCAUACCCUUACAUUUACCCCUUACCGAACACUACGGGCAAUUUAGCAUGGCCAAUUCACCUGACCCGCACAUCUUUGUGACUGUGGGAGGAAACCGGAGCACCCGGAGGAAACCCACGCAGACACGGGGAGAACGUGCAAACUCCACACAGUCAGUCGCCUGAGUCAGGAAUUGAACCCGGGUCUACAGGCGCUGUGAGGCAACAGUGCUAACCACUGUGCCACCGUACCGCCCUUCAUCAGAAAUG
This is a messenger RNA of Hemiscyllium ocellatum (epaulette shark), 7844 nucleotides long. It is a transcript of the gene lss, whose product is annotated as lanosterol synthase (2,3-oxidosqualene-lanosterol cyclase). The transcript is spliced from 22 exons. Lineage: Eukaryota; Metazoa; Chordata; Chondrichthyes; Orectolobiformes; Hemiscylliidae. Gene Ontology annotation, cellular component: lipid droplet. Gene Ontology annotation, biological process: triterpenoid biosynthetic process; cholesterol biosynthetic process. Gene Ontology annotation, molecular function: lanosterol synthase activity. The record is from RefSeq and is a predicted model, not a curated record. The coding region runs from base 153 to 2210 and encodes 685 amino acids.